Molecule: messenger RNA, 2246 nt
Organism: Neofelis nebulosa (Clouded leopard)
Lineage: Eukaryota; Metazoa; Chordata; Mammalia; Carnivora; Felidae
Gene: GMPPA
Product: GDP-mannose pyrophosphorylase A
Exons: 11
Coding region: 932-2047 (371 amino acids)
Biological process (GO): biosynthetic process
Cellular component (GO): cytoplasm
Molecular function (GO): transferase activity
Source: RefSeq, a predicted model, not a curated record
CAAAGGGGUAGGAGGGAGGGGACCGCCCCUAGACCGGUGGCUGCUCGGAGGUCCCGGCUGGCCCUUCGGAGGUCUGCUCUUGUGUUAGCCCCGCAACCGCUGUCUAAGCAAGGCUAGGGUUUGUUAGACGGAGUCAGUUGUAGGGUUCAGAGGGUCAGCAAUCCAUCCUCCGAAUGCAGAGUUUUAGCACUCGUCGCCAGUAUUGGGACUCAGGGGCUAGUAGAUUCCGUGUUUGAGAUGCCAAGGGAAUCUGUCUUUUGAUUCACGGUUCAUCACUUAGAGGUUAGUUUUAGGAUUCAAGUUCGGCAUAUAGAGGGUUUUUGCUCGGACUUGGGAUUCAUGAGAUGCGGAUCAGUGUUACCUUAUUUCUAGGGAUUCACUCUUAGGAUGGUGGUUAAAUAUCUAGGGCAUACUCAGGAUUUGAGAUUCAGUAUUCAGGGUUCACUCUUGGGAUUCGGGGCUUAACAUCUACAGCAUAAGAAUGUAACAGUUGGAAAUCAUUGGGUUUGGGGUUUUGGUUUUGAGGUUUGGGGUCUAAGAGGUCUAUUACUGAGUUUUUGAGUUAGCUAGAUUUGUUUAUGGCCACAGGGAAGUCUGUUGGAUCAAAUUGCAAGGUGUGAAUUUCAGGAUUUAGGAGAAACCACUGUGGGGUUUAAGGUCAGUUGGAAUCUGGGAUGGGAUUUCAGAUGUGUGGGAUUUGUGAGGUGCUGUGUCCAGGGAGGGACUACACUGAAUUUUGGAUUUACAUCCUGUGAGAGGGCUAAGUGUUUCUAUUUGGGGUUUGGGGUUUGCUUGGGAUGUGAGGGGGGUUCUUGGAUUGGGGUGUGAAAUCUGAGCCUGAUUUCUCUGUUGGGAUUUGAGGUUUAGGUAGCAAUUGCCAUCAUGCUGAAAGCUGUGAUCCUGAUUGGAGGCCCUCAAAAGGGUCCCUGGGAUGCAGGAGAUUCUGCUCAUUGGCUUCUACCAACCUGACGAGCCCCUUACCCGGUUUCUAGAGGCUGCCCAGCAGGAGUUUAACCUUCCAGUCAGGUACCUGCAGGAAUUUGCGCCCCUGGGCACAGGGGGUGGUCUCUACCAUUUCCGGGACCAGAUCCUGGCUGGGGGCCCUGAAGCCUUCUUCGUGCUCAACGCUGACGUCUGUUCCGACUUCCCCUUGAGUGCUAUGUUGGAUGCCUACAGACACCAGCCUCACCCUUUCUUGCUCCUUGGCACCACGGCUAACAGGACACAAUCCCUCAACUACGGCUGCAUUGUAGAGAAUCCACAGACACACGAGGUCCUGCACUACGUGGAGAAACCCAGCACUUUUGUUAGUGACAUCAUCAACUGCGGCAUCUACCUCUUUUCCCCCGAAGCCCUGAAGCCCCUUCGGGACGUCUUCCAGCGUAACCAGCAGGAUGGGCAACUGGAGGACUCUUCAGGCCUAUGGCCAGGGGCAGGCACCAUCCGCUUGGAACAGGAUGUGUUCUCAGCCCUGGCUGGACAGGGCCAGAUCUAUGUGCACCUCACUGAUGGUAUCUGGAGCCAGAUCAAGUCUGCAGGCUCAGCCCUCUAUGCCUCCCGCCUCUACCUGGGCCAGUACCAGCUCACUCACCCAGAACGCCUGGCCAAGCACACCCCAGGGGGUCCACGAAUCCGAGGAAACGUUUACAUCCACCCAACGGCCAAGGUGGCCCCGUCAGCUGUGCUGGGCCCCAAUGUCUCCAUUGGGGAGGGGGUGACCGUGGGCGAGGGUGUGCGGCUCCGAGAGAGCAUUGUCCUCCAUGGAGCCACGCUGCAGGAGCACACGUGUGUUCUGCACACCAUUGUGGGCUGGGGGAGCACUGUGGGGCGCUGGGCCCGUGUGGAGGGUACCCCCAAUGACCCCAAUCCCAACGACCCGCGAGCGCACAUGGACAGUGAGAGCCUCUUCAAGGAUGGGAAGCUGCUGCCUGCCAUCACCAUCCUAGGCUGCCGCGUCCGGAUCCCUGCUGAGGUGCUCAUCCUGAACUCGAUUGUUCUGCCACACAAGGAGCUGAGCCGCAGCUUUACCAACCAGAUCAUCCUCUGAGGGGGACUGCCAGAAGUCACCCCUCCAACUCCUGCCCACCCCCCUCAAGGCUGCUGCCUGCAUGGCCAGCCUCUGUCCAAAAAGACCGGAGGAAGCCAGGCAGGAUCUUCACAUGUCGGGGAGCAACGUGGGUGGCCGGGUGGCUGGGGAGACUCCAGCCUCCCUCUCCGCUCCCUAAUAAACCCCCGUGAACCUUGGA